AUGGCUUGUGCACAGUGCCAGAAAGUUGUUUCUAACUCUGACCGGAUUUUUUGUCAAGGAUACUGCGGUAAACCAUUCCACAUGAUUUGUGCCAAAGUCGACAUCCCGCUUUUGGAUCAGCUGGGGCUUUAUGCAAACAAUGUGUUUUGGAUGUGCAAUUGUUGCGCCGAACUAUUCAAAAACAGCAGCUUCAGAAACAUGAUCGACAAUGGAACAAGCGGUUGUUCUGAACCGAAGGAAAUUGUCUCGCUGAAGGACGAUAUUGCCAAGCUUAGCCAAGUUGUAGAGGGUUUGGCCGCAAAAGUCGAUGCGAAAACACUGGCUCCUAACAAGUCGACAGCGUGGGUAAACGCGAAACGGUCUGCUAUGGAAUCAAACACCCCUAAACGCAGGCGCGGUGACACCGGCAGUCCUAUUUCCAGCCCUACGAUGCCCAGGACCUGUGGAACCAAGCCAAUGAGCGGUAAAAUCAAAACAGUGCCGCUUGAAGACGAUAUUCUCUGGAUCUAUCUCUCAGCUUUCGACCCCCAAACGACUGAAGCUGAAAUAGCAUCUCUGGUUCGUGAAUGUUUGGAUUUGGGCUCUUGCACUGAGCCUAAAGUUAUAAAACUGGUUCCUAAGGGCAAGGAGCUCAGCGCAAUGAACUUCGUGUCUUUCAAGAUUGGGAUCAGUUCAAAAUUAAGAUGCUCUGCGUUGUCACGAGACUCAUGGCCGGAAAAUGUCAUAUUUCGUGAAUUCGAGGAUCGUUCAAAAAACCAGCUCAGAAUUACCAGGAUCAAUCGAAUUCUACCAGUGGAACCACAACCAUCAGAAGGAGAUCCAGUUGUACAGAUGGACGCUUAA
Molecule: messenger RNA, 843 nt
Organism: Toxorhynchites rutilus septentrionalis
Lineage: Eukaryota; Metazoa; Arthropoda; Insecta; Diptera; Culicidae
Exons: 1
Coding region: 1-843 (280 amino acids)
Source: RefSeq, a predicted model, not a curated record